Molecule: messenger RNA, 99 nt
Organism: Parastagonospora nodorum SN15
Lineage: Eukaryota; Fungi; Ascomycota; Dothideomycetes; Pleosporales; Phaeosphaeriaceae
Exons: 2
Coding region: 1-99 (32 amino acids)
Source: RefSeq, a predicted model, not a curated record
AUGUCAUCAUCUGUCAUCCGUGCGUCGCUCCCUUGUCCAGGAAAAGAGCCGCAUCGCAACCCCACAAAUGGUCUCACCUUAUUCAAGGCGAGGAUAUAG